GCAACAAUUAUAGCUCCCAAGUCCCAUCUAUUCCAAAGUAGAAUUUCAUGCUCCCUCGAAUUUUUCUCUCUUGUUUGCUUUUCAUUUUUUCCUUAUAAUUAUUCCAAGUGUUUUUGAGACCGCAGCCAGAGGUGGAUAAUGGAUUCAUAGAACAUAAAAAAACAAAAGGGAGCAAGUUCUGAUCUAUCUCUCGAGCGGUCAGAACACUCUCUCUUCCACGCACGACCAAAAGCAAGACAACACAAUUGAACAAUCGCAACAGAAGCAUCGAAUACCCACAAAAAGGUACACCUCCAAAACACCCACAUAGUAGAACACCCAUCAAAACAGGAAUACCAAAUCCAUUCCAGUUCCCAACCAAACCCACCCAAAGAAAGAAAGAAAGAAAGAAGAAAAAAAAACAGAGAUAAACAAUGCAAAAUCCACCAUCCCCACCACCGCCUGCACUACCACCCUUCAUCUCCAUCAGCAAAACCACCAUUUCCAAGGACCCCAAGACCACACUCUACAUUGUCUUAGCCAUUUCCCUCGUCUCCCUCUUCUUCUUCCUCUCCCUCUCCUCCUCCUCCUCCUCCUCCACCUACACCUCUACCUCUACCUCCCAACCCAGACCCGACCCGUUCCUCUUCCCAACCCACCAAACCCACCACGUCCUCUUCCCCAACACCAACCCCUCCUCUGAACCCACCCCUCCCUCCAUCGCCUACCUCAUCUCCGGAUCGGCAGGAGAUUUGGGUCGGAUCCACCGUCUCCUCUUGGCCACCUAUCACCCCAGGAACAUCUACCUCCUCCACCUAGACCUCUCCGCUCCCCAGACCGACCGUGACGCUCUCGCUCUCAUAGUCCAAUCCGUGCCCGUUUUCAAAGCUGCCCAGAACGUCAAUGUCAUUGGCAAGGCCGACUUCGCGUACCCGAAGGGCUCGUCUACGAUCUCCUCCACCCUCCACGGCGCUUCCGUACUGCUCCGACUGUCGUCGAAUUGGGAUUGGUUUGUCAGUCUCAAUGCCGCUGAUUACCCACUUGUCACACAAGAUGAUCUUCUUCACAUUUUGUCAUUUCUGCCCAAAGAUCUUAACUUUGUGAAUCAUUCAAAUUACAUUGGCUGGAGGGAGUCUAGGAGGUUGAGACCCAUAAUUGUUGAUCCGGGACUUUAUCUUUCGGAGAAAACUGGGAUGUUUUAUGCUUCUCAGAAAAGGGAUUUGCCUAAUGCCUUCCGGCUGUUUACAGGUUCAUCUUUCUCCAUUUUAAGUCGUAGCUUUAUUGAGUUCUGCAUCCUGGGUACAGACAACCUCCCGAGGACUCUUUUGAUGUAUUUUGCAAACACUCUAUCAUCCCUUUCCAAUUACUUCCCUACCAUUCUUUGUAAUUCCCAUAAGUUCAACAGAACCGUCAUAAACCACAACUUACUAUAUGCCACCUUUGACAAGCCCUCUAGCGCUGAGCCCCGCCUACUCAGUUCCAAUGAUUUUGAGGUAAUGAUUCAAAGCGGGGCAGCCUUCGCCACGCAAUUCCAGUUAGAUGAUCCGAUGCUUGAUCGCAUUGACCAUGAGAUUUUGGGGCGUGAACAUGGCAACGUAGUCCCUGGUGGCUGGUGCUUAGGUGAGUCUGGAAAUCACACAUGUUCGGUAUGGGGAAAUGCUGAUGUUCUGAGGCCUGGUCUUGGAGCAAGAAGACUUGAAAAGAGAAUUGUUGAAUUGCUCUCUAAUGGUACAUUUCGGUCUCAGCAAUGUAUAGUUGAAUGAUCUGAUUCUGGAUUCCACUAGAAAAAACCACAACCCACCCAAAAAAAAAAAAACAAAAUCAUUGGAGCUAAAAGUUGAAAGAAUGACAUGCUCUGAUUUGCUUACCAAAAGAAAAACUUAGGACAGAUGUUAGUUCAAUCUGCUGAUUAUUUUAGCAAAACUGAGGUUUUUAGCUCAUUCAAGAUGAGAGAUUAUUGUAGAGUGUGUUUUGCAAAUGAUUUUGCUAUUAGGGUUGACUAAAAGUGGCUUUAGGGUUGAUAUGUAAAAUUCUGGUUUUCCAUUAUAUUUCCAAAAGAAAUACCAUGUUGGAUUGCAAUAGUAGAUCAAACUUUCGUAUUCA
Alnus glutinosa is the source of this 2082-nucleotide messenger RNA. RefSeq names its product beta-glucuronosyltransferase GlcAT14B. Lineage: Eukaryota; Viridiplantae; Streptophyta; Magnoliopsida; Fagales; Betulaceae. Gene Ontology annotation, molecular function: glucuronosyltransferase activity. Bases 414 to 1742 code for a protein of 442 amino acids. The record is from RefSeq and is a predicted model, not a curated record. The transcript is spliced from 4 exons. Gene Ontology annotation, cellular component: membrane.